UUCAGCGCAGGUGCAGAAAGGAUUCUUUAAGAAGGAUGGGAUGGUGUGGGUGGUGUCAAAAGUGUGUCCUUACUUCUCUGAAAAUUUUCUCUUGAAACAAUUUCCCAAAAAAAUCCGUGGAAAAAUGCUGUAAAUCUCUGGCCAAAGUGGACAAAAGUGUGCAAUAAUGAAAUAUCAGGCACCGAAUUCUGUUUUGCUGCUGAUUUUCAUCACUUUUCCUCUCCAAAUUUGUGCUCAAUUACACAAAAAUCUCCAUCACUACGAGACCCUCCAUGUGGAUGACUUGAAUCAUAAGAUCGUGAAGAGAGGCACAAAGCCCAGUAGUCAUCCGUAUAAUACGAUAAAGGAGGUGGAGUUUAAGGUGCUGGGUAGGAAUUUUCGUUUGAUUCUGCAUCCGCACAAGGAUGUUUUGCACAGCAAUUUUCGAGCUUAUGCAAUUGAUGGGGAUGGUCAGGAGAAAAUCGUGCAUAUGGACCAUGAUGCCUUCUACACUGGGAGAGUUUUUGGCGAGGCUGAGUCCUCCGUGAGGGCACACAUUGAAGACAAUGGCAUAAUGACGGCUUCAGUGGUGCUUCCGGAUGAAACUUACCACAUUGAACCAUCCUGGAGACAUCUUCCGGACUCCAAAGGUAGCCAUAUGAUCGCCUAUAGGGCUUCAGAUGUCAAGCUGAGUUGGAAUGAUAAGCACAAGCCAGGAGAAAUGGGAGCUCCAAUCACUUGUGGAUAUGUCAAGGAAGGAUCAGAACUUGAGGAUGAGGAAGAUGAGGAGGAAAAUGCUGAGUCGGUGUGGACGGAGGAGAGUCAUAAAUCCCGUGAGAAGAGACAAGCUGAUCAGUAUGAGUACACACCGACUAAAACACGAUGCCCUCUCCUGCUCGUGGCGGAUUACAGAUUCUUCCAGGAAAUGGGCGGAAGUAAUACCAAGACCACAAUUAACUAUCUGAUCAGCCUGAUUGAUCGCGUGCACAAAAUCUACAAUGACACAGUCUGGCAGGACAGAUCUGACCAGGAAGGUUUCAAAGGGAUGGGAUUUGUCAUCAAGAAGAUCGUGGUGCAUUCGGAGCCAACUCGAGUUCGUGGCGGGGAAGCUCACUACAACAUGGUCCGGGAGAAAUGGGAUGUCCGAAAUUUGCUGGAAGUCUUCUCCCGAGAGUACAGUCACAAGGACUUCUGCCUUGCUCACUUAUUCACGGAUCUCAAGUUUGAGGGUGGAAUCCUGGGAUUGGCCUACGUUGGCUCUCCCAGACGAAAUUCCGUAGGAGGUAUCUGUACACCAGAAUACUUCAAAAACGGCUACACUCUCUACCUCAAUUCAGGACUGAGUAGCUCCCGGAAUCACUAUGGGCAACGGGUUAUCACGAGGGAAGCUGAUCUCGUGACAGCUCAUGAAUUUGGCCACAAUUGGGGCUCCGAACACGAUCCAGAUAUCCCUGAGUGCUCCCCAAGUGCCUCCCAGGGCGGCAGUUUUCUCAUGUACACCUAUUCCGUUUCCGGCUAUGAUGUCAACAACAAGAAAUUCUCCCCAUGCUCCCUGAGGUCCAUCCGCAAAGUUCUCCAAGCAAAAUCCGGUAGAUGCUUCAGUGAACCCGAAGAAUCCUUCUGUGGAAAUUUGCGCGUGGAAGGAGAUGAACAGUGCGAUGCUGGACUCUUGGGAACCGAGGACAAUGACGGAUGCUGUGACAAGAACUGCAAACUCAGGAGGAAUCAGGGAGCAGUUUGCAGUGACAAAAAUUCCCCAUGCUGCCAAAAUUGCCAGUACAUGCCCGUUGGGGUGAAAUGUCGCGAGGCUCAGUACUCAACAUGCGAGCAGGAAGCUCGCUGUACAGGGAAUCAUGCUGAAUGUCCCAAAUCUCCAGCCAUGGCUGAUGGGACAAUCUGCCAGGAGCGUGGGCAGUGUCGGGGUGGGAAGUGUGUGCCGUACUGUGAGACUCAAGGAUUGCAGAGCUGCAUGUGCGAUAUUAUUCAAGAUGCAUGCAAGAGAUGCUGCCGGAUGAGCAUCAACGAGACAUGCUUCCCAGUUGAACCCCCGGAUGUCCUGCCCGAUGGGACGCCAUGCAUUCAAGGCUUCUGCAACAAGGGCAUCUGCGAGAAGACCAUUCAGGAUGUCGUGGAGCGCUUCUGGGACAUUAUCGAGGAGAUCAAUAUCAACAAAGUUUUGCGCUUCCUUCGCGACAAUAUCGUCAUGACUGUGGUUCUUCUGACUGCCCUAUUUUGGAUCCCUGCCAGUUGUGUCAUCUCCUACUUCGAUCGGAAGAAGAGAAAGCAGGAGUUCAAGUCCUUCGAAUGGAGUCAAACUCUCGAUCUCAUUCAUCCGAGUGAUCGUCGUCGUGUCAUUCACAUAAGAGUCCCCCGACAAAAAAUCACCGUGGCUCGAAUGUAAGAUAGAAUCCUCAACUUGCACGCUGCAAUCACCCAGAAUCUCCUCAACACGAGAGAGCCAUUAGAAUAAAUGAAAGAAAUGAAUAUUAUGUGUUCGACUUAGAUGAUAAGAUGAUCCAAAUGAAUCCAUCUCGCUGUGUUCCACUAAAAGUCUGUCCUUUAUCAUUUCAUUAUUUUUCUCUUUGUUUUUUUUCUGUUGAAAUAUUCUUUAAUAAUAUGUCUUCACAGUCGUUACACACUCACUAUUAUUAAUUAUUUUUAUCUGUAUUUUUUUUCUUCUUCUUCAUCUUCUUUUCAUCACAAAAAAACUUAUAUCAUCAUUCUAAAAUAAAUUAUUGAUAUUUUCAUUUUUAUUUCUUCAUCAAAACAAAAUAAUUAGUCAAAAAAUUCAUCAUCCUCUCUUCUAUUUAUAAAAUAAUUCCGUAUUUACGUUGAUCUGGCUACAAAGCAUUUACAAAAAAAAGAAAACAAA
Phlebotomus papatasi is the source of this 2851-nucleotide messenger RNA. RefSeq names its product ADAM 17-like protease (gene Tace). The transcript is spliced from 4 exons. Gene Ontology annotation, molecular function: metalloendopeptidase activity. Bases 167 to 2380 code for a protein of 737 amino acids. NCBI's taxonomy places the organism in Eukaryota, Metazoa, Arthropoda, Insecta, Diptera, Psychodidae. Gene Ontology annotation, biological process: membrane protein ectodomain proteolysis; Notch signaling pathway. The record is from RefSeq and is a predicted model, not a curated record. Gene Ontology annotation, cellular component: plasma membrane.